Nezara viridula (southern green stink bug) is the source of this 660-nucleotide messenger RNA. The record is from the annotation of a GenBank genome assembly. Lineage: Eukaryota; Metazoa; Arthropoda; Insecta; Hemiptera; Pentatomidae.
AUGGCUGUUCUCUUCUUCUUACUUGCCAUCGUCGGCUGUGUUUUGGCCAGACCUUCCAGCGAAAAUGUGAAGCCAGUUGAAGUUACUAUCUACUAUGAGGCAUUAUGCCCGGAUUGUCAAGAUUUUAUUCCAGACCAGUUGCUUCCAGCUUAUACUGACACCAAAUUUGAUUUUGCUUCUCUAAUUUCAAAACUCACAUUGGUUCCUUAUGGUUGGGUAGAUGUUAUAAAUGCGACAACUCAUGAUUACCAAUGCCAGCAUGGUCAAUCCGAAUGUGAAGGAAACAGGCUACAUUCGUGUGCCACCAAGUAUAUCCCCGACGUACUAACUACAUUGAAUUACAUCGCAUGCUUAGAAAAACAGGCGAUCAUGGCUUACAAACUUAGUAGAUCUUCUAAAUAUCCCAUUGAUAAGUGCCAAAAUAAACUCCCAGCUGGUCUCUACCCAAAAAUAAUCAAUUGUUAUAAAUCAGAUGAAGGAUGGGAAUUAUUCGAGAAAAAUGGAAAGAAAACAGUUGCAUUUUUUCCAUAUGGUGGCUUCGUUCCUUAUGUCUCCUUCAAUGAUGGACAUGAUGACGAUCUAGCUCAAGAUGCAGUGGACAACUUCAAGAAGACACUUUGCGAAAUUACUGGUGUUGUUGACGAAGCGUGUUCUUCAUGA